Exophiala oligosperma is the source of this 1535-nucleotide messenger RNA. RefSeq lists its product as uncharacterized. The record is from RefSeq and is a predicted model, not a curated record. Bases 59 to 1330 code for a protein of 423 amino acids. Lineage: Eukaryota; Fungi; Ascomycota; Eurotiomycetes; Chaetothyriales; Herpotrichiellaceae. The transcript is spliced from 2 exons. Gene Ontology annotation, molecular function: FMN binding; oxidoreductase activity.
UCAGCCAACUCUCAGGCUCCUCUCUUUUAGAUAACCCAACCCGUCAAUAACAGCGAGGAUGUGCGAUCCCAACAACCCAAAUAUUAAGGAACGAACUACACCCCAAUGGGGACUCUUGCAACGAGAGAUGUUCUGGGCUCCGAACGAGAGACAAUUCCCACCGUUCAAUUCCGAGCCGGAUAAGCUGAAAGCCAAGGCACAGGAAAGGCUUACACAGGCCGGCUGGUACUAUUCGUCAUGCAACGCUGGUAUCAACUGGACCCAUUACGCCAAUCGCACAGCGUUCUACCGUCACCAGAUCAUCCCUCGAAUGCUUAUCGACACCAAUGCACGCGAUUCGGCCACAACGCUGUUUGGACACAAGCUUGCCGCGCCAAUUGGGUUUGCUCCUAUCGGCAUCAACCGAAUCUACCACCCCACAGGCGAGAUCAGCGUGGCACAUGUCGCGCGCGACCUUAAUCUCCUCUACUGCCUUUCUUCGGCAGGGAGCUACAGCAUCGAAGAUGUGGGAGAAGCCAACGGCCAAGGAAUCCGUUUCUUCCAGCUCUAUCAGAGCCCUGACGAUGAGCAAGCCCUCUCGAUGCUCCGAAGAGCACACGCCAGUGGUUUCCAAGCACUCAUGCUUACCACCGACACAUGGCAAUUGGCGUGGCGGCAUAACGAUGUUGACAUGGGCAAUUAUGCAUUCUACCACGAGCAUGCCGUUGGGGACAUUGGGUUGAAUGACUCGGUUUUUCUACAGCGCCUCAAAGAGGCAGGCAUUGAUCCGGACAAGGAACCCAAGAAAGCUGGUGCCAAGUGGAUGGAUGAGAAUAUCUGGCAUGGGCACUCUCAUACGUGGGCCAAGAUGCCCUGGCUCAUGAAGCACUGGCGGAGUAUUUCGGGAGGGAAACCAUUCUGCCUCAAAGGCAUACAGAGCGUCGCCGAUGCCAAGAAGGCCGUCGAGCUAGGGGUCGACGGUAUUGUCGUAAGUAACCACGCUGGAAGACAGGUCGACGGAGCCAUUGCUAGUCUUGACGCGUUGGAGAAGAUCGUCGACGCUGUAGGAGACAAGAUCGUUGUCAUGUACGACUCGGGGGUCCGCACUGCUGCGGAUGUUUUCAAGGCACUGGCACUUGGUGCAAAGUUCGUUUUCAUCGGCAGGCUCUGGGUUUGGGGUCUCGGAAUUGCAGGAGAGACUGGUGUCGACCACGUUAUCCGCGCGCUCCUGGCCGAGUUCGACAUACUACAGGAAUGUUCUGGUUAUCCCAAGGUCGACGACAUCAACCGGGACGCCCUAGACAGCCUGCCCCGGGUCGCCAUCAUGCCGUCCUCGCCGACCAUAACAUGAUCUGGAUUCUCUUAAACGGUGUCGGUUUAUUUUGUGCGUCUUACCUGCGAAGACAGAACCUCCGUUCGCCCACACUCAUCCGACUUGUUGACAAACUUGUUUUUUCUGCCCUGUGGAUAUUGGACCCCGGGGUAAUAACGACGAUACAGGCCUUCAACAGGGCUGUAUUGGCAAGCAUUGAUCGGAGCGCAAUGCAAUUCACAAC